Molecule: messenger RNA, 1056 nt
Organism: Chanos chanos (milkfish)
Lineage: Eukaryota; Metazoa; Chordata; Actinopteri; Gonorynchiformes; Chanidae
Gene: lrrc58b
Product: leucine rich repeat containing 58b
Exons: 4
Coding region: 1-1056 (351 amino acids)
Molecular function (GO): protein binding
Source: RefSeq, a predicted model, not a curated record
AUGGAAGUUUUCGAGGGAGCCCGCAGCAGCGAAAAUGUGCUUGAUUUGUCGCGCUUAAAUCUCAACAACUUGACUUUUGACAGUCUUAGCGAAAAACGGAGAACUGGGACAAAGCAACUUUAUCUGUGUUUUAACCGGCUGAUUGGGCUACCCAGUUCGAUCUGUUUGUUCUCCAAUCUCGAGUUUUUGGACAUUAGCAAUAAUGGAUUAUCGGUGAUCUGUGAGGACAUUACACGGUUAACGAAGCUAAAAACGCUCAUUGCAAAGAACAAUCGUCUAGAUGAGUUUUCGUUGCCAAAAGAUUUCGGGUCUUUGCAGCUCGAAGUGUUGAACUUAAGUGGGAACAGAUUUGAAGAGGUGCCCGUCCAGUUCCUGCAGCUGCAACGGCUGCAGUCUCUCUCACUUGGUGGAAACAGACUAAAAAGCAUCCCAGCAGAGAUAGAAAAUUUGACAAGUCUUGAAAUGUUGUAUUUGGGAGGGAACCUGAUCUCCUCCAUCCCUGCUGAACUUGCUAACCUACCCUUCCUGUCGUACCUGGCCUUGUGUGACAAUCGUAUCCAGAGCGUACCACCCCAGCUCACCAGUCUUUACGCGUUGCGCUCUCUUAGUCUCCAUAACAACUUGCUGACCUAUCUGCCACGAGAGAUCCUCAGCCUGGUGCACCUGCAGGAGCUCAGUCUCCGUGGAAACCCGCUGGUCGUGCGCUUCGUCAAGGACAUGACCUAUGACCCUCCGUCUCUCCUGGAGCUGGCAGGCAGGAACAUCAAAACGCGGAACCUUCCGUACUCACACAAGGACCUGCCAGCUCACCUGGUCACCUAUCUGGACACAGCCAGCAAAUGCCCCAACCCAAAGUGUGGAGGCGUGUACUUCGACUCCUGCGUGCGUCACAUUAAAUUUGUGGACUUCUGCGGAAAGUACCGGCUGCCCCUCAUGCAUUACCUGUGCUCCCCAGAAUGCACCUCUCCAUGCAGCUCCAACCCCCAGAGUGAUGCCGACUCUGACGACGACCAAAGCAUUCCCGUCGACCGCCUGCAGAGGGUGCUGUUGGGAUGA